Messenger RNA from Zonotrichia leucophrys gambelii, 1956 nucleotides. RefSeq names its product trans-golgi network vesicle protein 23 homolog C (gene TVP23C). Bases 124 to 738 code for a protein of 204 amino acids. The transcript is spliced from 7 exons. Gene Ontology annotation, biological process: vesicle-mediated transport; protein secretion. NCBI's taxonomy places the organism in Eukaryota, Metazoa, Chordata, Aves, Passeriformes, Passerellidae. The record is from RefSeq and is a predicted model, not a curated record. Gene Ontology annotation, cellular component: Golgi membrane.
UCGCGCCCGGCUCCGCCUAGCGCGCACGCGCAGGGGGCGGAGCGGCCGAGCGGGGUCACUGGACGCGCCGUGAUUGGUCCGCGGCUGUGACGCGGCGGCGGGGCGGAAGUGGCGGCUCCGACCAUGGACAGCAGUGAUGACAUUGAAGAUGUGUCUCUCUUUGAUGCAGAUGAUGAUGCAUCCAGGAGAUCCAAAAAGUCAAAAAUAAGGCACCCAGUGGCAUCAUUUUUCCACCUGUUCUUCCGAGUCAGUGCCAUCGUUGUUUACCUGCUCUGUGAGCUCCUAACCAGCAGCUUCAUUGCCUGCAUGGUGACCAUCAUCCUCCUCCUGUCCUGUGACUUCUGGGCUGUAAAGAACGUCACAGGGCGGCUCAUGGUUGGCCUUCGCUGGUGGAACCAGGUGGAUGAUGAUGGCAGGAGCCACUGGGUGUUUGAGGCCAGGAAGGUACCAGCACAAGGGGGUAAGACCUCAUCUGAAGCAGAGUCCCGAAUUUUCUGGCUAGGCCUGAUCACCUGCCCCAUGAUCUGGGUGAUCUUUGCCUUCAGUGCUCUCUUCUCCUUCAAAGUGAAGUGGUUGGCAGUGGUGGUGAUGGGGGUGGUGCUGCAGGGAGCCAACCUCUACGGCUACAUCAGGUGUAAAGUUGGCAGCAGGAAGAACCUGACCAGCAUGGCCACCAGCUACCUGGGGAAGCAGUUCCUGCGGCAGACCAUGGCUACAGAGGACCAGGCAGCAUCCUGAGUGUGGUGGGAGCCUCCAGCCAGGCUGCAUUCCCAGCAGUGACCAGCAGAGAAGUUGCUCUGACCAAUUUGGGAGCUGCACACAAGGUGUGAAUCAAAAGAAGUAAAUAAAUUGUGCAAGACUUGAGGUUAACACUCCUGGCAACUUAUAUUCCCUUUUCCACUAGCAGUUUGUGUUUAGGUCUUCUCUUUAGUUUGAUUAACAAGAAUUAAUUUGCUUAAACUUUAAAUCAAAAGAUAACCUGAGUGGGUUUCGUAGAGGUUUAGAGCUACUGGAUGAGUUUUAAAAAAUUUGCUGGAGAUUCUUCAGAAAAGCCAUGUACAAGCCAAGCCUUGGGAGCUCUCCUGCUCCUUCAGCACUUGGUGCCUGGGUGCUUUCAGCUGUGGGCUCUCAGCUUUGGCUCUUGGAGGUUGUUGCUACAGUUUAAGUUGUGAAUUUUUGGCCCUGCAUCCCUCACUGUGUGACUGGAAUGGCUCUGAGGGCUGCAGUGAGGGGCAUCUGAAGGAAGUGGAGCUGCUGGAAGAUCCCUGAGGUCCCAUGGCAGCUGCAGAAAGUGACCUGUGAGCUGGCCGUGGUUUCUGAAGCCUUCACAGACCUGGAGAACAUUCCAGAUCCCUGGAUCUGGGAGAUCCCUGCAGGCCUGGGCCUGUCUGGAGAGAGGGGAAGAGAAGAAGCAGUUUCCAGAGAAGGCUGCAGGGCUGUGAGAGCAGCCUUGUGUGCCUGGCCUGUCACCCUGAGGCCAUGGCCUGUCCUGGAGGGGACCCUGGGGCCAUGGGGCUGCUCCUCAGGCCAGCAGGGUGUGGGGAUGGGAGCUCCUGGCACAGGGUGGCACUGGCAAGGUGUGCUGCCCCUGAGCUGGGGAGGGCCCUGGCUGGGGGCAGUGCUCACAGGGGUGGCACUGCUGUGUCUGAGCUCAUCCCUGCCCUGGGACCAGCUCAGCUCCCUCUCUGGGCUCUGCCCUGGAGCCUGUGCUUCCACAGCAGCAGGUGCUGAACAUUCUGGGUCAGGACUGUGAGUGAAGAAUUUACAUGAUGGUUUCUCUCUGACUCCUGUGUGCUGUGGAUUGUGGGGUUGCAUUGCCCUGGUUCCUGUCCCUGUGCUCUGCAGUACUGGCAGCUGUACAUUUGUUUAAUUCUGAUUGAUACCUUCCUUUUGUAAAUAUGUAUUUAUAAAAUCUUGAAAAUAAAAUGCUGCUUUGUUUAACCAGCCCAGACCUCC